This is a messenger RNA of Symbiodinium necroappetens, 692 nucleotides long. The record is from the annotation of a GenBank genome assembly. Lineage: Eukaryota; Dinophyceae; Suessiales; Symbiodiniaceae.
GUAAGCCUUCUCUUGCCUCUCGCAGCUGUUUCUCGCUUCAAGCUUGUGCUUGCAAAAUCUACAGCACCUCCGUCUUUCGUUGCCGGAAUGCAGCGGCGUCAAUGUGUGGCAUUAUGCUUCAUCUUCAUGCUGGCCGGGGCAGAGGCGGCUCGCACCGCCGAGUCCGCGAAUGUCAUGCACUCCGUGGUGCUCCACAGCGGGCGCCGGAGCUCGCAGAGCUUCGAGGGCACGAUGGAUGUUGCCGGCUCUGAGAUGAUCCCUUCGUCGGAUUCGCUAAUGAGACGUCUCACUGCACUGAAUACGAGUGCCGAGGAUGUGCAAGAUGGCAAAGGCUUUUGGCGAGUGAAAAACUGCAUGAUGACAUGCCCGCUGAUUUGGACAAAAAUUAUCUACCACUCUUGGCUGGCGAGAUCUGAUGCGAAGAAGAUCGUGGCUGACUCCUUCGCAGCCGGCGACGAUGUCGCCAUGCUGCCAAGUGUGAGUCAACUACUUGGAGACUCCUUCCGUGGGACUAUGCGCAAGACCGUCUGGACUUUCCUCAAGGUGAUAGACGACAGCGUUGUCCAGCGGAUUUUGCUCGCUCUGUUCUUUGCACCGUUAGGUCUCUUCCGAGUCCUGACGAAGAUGUCUCCGCUUGGCUUGUGCUUCCUGAAGCAGGCGUGGAAGGACUUGGAGGCCAACGAAGACUACGA